Messenger RNA from Nanorana parkeri, 1834 nucleotides. RefSeq names its product spindle pole body component 110-like. The record is from RefSeq and is a predicted model, not a curated record. The coding region runs from base 1 to 1815 and encodes 604 amino acids. NCBI's taxonomy places the organism in Eukaryota, Metazoa, Chordata, Amphibia, Anura, Dicroglossidae. Gene Ontology annotation, biological process: spermatogenesis. The transcript has 15 exons.
AUGACCAAACCCAGGCAGAGCUCAGACAGGAACUGGGCAGCUUCCACAAACUACCACAGCCUGUAUGAAGAACAGCUCCAGAGGAUGAACAGCAUUGGGAGACAUCUUGAAUCCAAGCGCCAGGUUUUGGCCCCUCACCCAGCGCCUGAAGACCUACCAGCAACUGACGCAGCAUCAGCCAUGGGAUUCGUGCAGGAGCUGGAAGAGCUGCAGGAAUUGGUGAUGAAUAAAGAGCUUCUUGUACAACAGCUGCACAGUCAAUUGAGGGAUGCCAUCCACAGCCAGGAACUGAGCCGCAUCGAGGUGUUUGAGAAGGACGCUCGGCUCCAAGAGCUGCAGGACACCAUCACAGAGCUGCACCAGGAGAUUUCUCUCAAGGAUUCAAAGGCUGUAAUUCAUCUGCAAGAAAAACACCAUCUUGAGAACCAAGUUAAAGCAUUGAGCCAGGUUGCUAACAAGCCUUCAGAAACCUCUUCCACAGAUACCCACUCCACUCUAUCCAAAAGUAACACACUUCUGAAAGAUGAGUUGGAUCGUAGAGACACAGACCUCAGGGAAGCUCAGAGUGAACUUCUCACACUACAGAACACCAGAGAUGUCCUCUCCUCAGAGCUUGAUGCUCAGGAACAGCAAGUGUACAGACUGCAGAGAGAACUGAAGGAAAGACAAGAGGAGCUGGAGCAGAGACAUGUCAGAAUACAACAGCUUCAUAAAGACCUGAAGGCCACAUCUACACAAAGAGAUGAGGCCCAUCGACAGCUGUCUGAAUGCAACCUGCGUCUGUCCCAGCUGGAAGGGGAGAACUUUGCCUUGAGAGUGCGCCAGCGUGAGCAGGAGGCAGAGAUUGAUAAACUUAGGGAAGGAUCUCUGUACAUGCCGAGAGAGGAGCCGGCCCAGACGACAUGGGACCUGCACCACAGAGAGGAGCUAGAAGAUCAACUUCUAAAAGCAGAAUGUGCUGAACGAGAACAUCUGACACUAAUACACAGGCUGAGAGAAGAGCUACAGGACACUGUGUUUGCGCUGAGUACCAAGCAGGAGGAGCUGCAGGGGGCACAGUCAGAGACUGCCUCCCUGCGAGGAAGAUAUAGCAGCUGCCAGAGAGAAGCAAUGGAAUUGCAGCAGCGAGUGCUGGAGCAGGAGAGGAAGAACGCAGAGCUGCAGAGGGAGCACCGAGGCACACUGGAGGGUCUGCACAGAGCCAGGGAACAGAUUCUGAAUCUGGAACAGUCAGUGCAGGAACUCCAAGAGGAAAAAGUGAGACUUCAGGAGCACAGUCAGCAACUGGAGCAGGAGACUGGAGCCUUACAUGCUGAGCUGGAGACUCAGAGCUUAGCCUUAGGAGAGCACAAUAGCAUGGUGGAAAGUAAGUUAAACCAGAAAGAGCAGCAGGUGGACCGCCUGCGCAGAGAAGUGCAGACUAUGAGGAGGCAGCUGCAAAAUGCAGAAGACAAGGUCCAGCAGCUGGAAAUUACGAAGGGCAGUCUUCAGGAAGAGCUGUCACUGCGUCAUGCCGAGAAGUCUUCACUUACUGAAACCACCCUGAGGCUAGAGAGGGCGAUACGAGAUCUUAAUAUAGAGACGGAGGACAUGGAGCAGAAGGUUCAGUUCCAGACCAGAGCCACAGACAGACUUCAAGCCCAGCUUGCAACCUGUGAUUCCGAACAAGAGACCGCACGUGAGAAGAUCUCAUUAUUACAGGAGGAAAGGGACUCUUUGAUGAACAAGGUCCACCAGCUUCAGAAAGAGCUUUGCUUGGACUCUCUUACUCGCCUCCAGUCUUCUUCCAUCUCUGCUAGUGGAGCACCAGGAUGAAGUCCUUUCCUUUCCCUGU